Diceros bicornis minor is the source of this 1160-nucleotide messenger RNA. RefSeq lists its product as uncharacterized. Bases 1 to 873 code for a protein of 290 amino acids. The transcript is spliced from 5 exons. The record is from RefSeq and is a predicted model, not a curated record. Lineage: Eukaryota; Metazoa; Chordata; Mammalia; Perissodactyla; Rhinocerotidae.
AUGGUGGCACCUGGGGCCCAGGUCCUCCUGGGGGUGGCGUGCGCGGCUUUCACUCCACCUUCCUCGGUCUACUCGGCCUCGGUGCGAGGCUCCCGCGUGGCCUCCAAUCUGGUCACCUGCCCCACGCCGCCCAGCGUGUCCCCGCCGGACUCGGAUCCGGGCACCUUCUUUGCGAACUGCGAGGACGGCCCUGAGGUGAGCCUUGUGCCCCGAAGUCCACAGCGGAGAGCCGGCCUCACUGGCACUCGGGAAGGGACCAGAAAGCGACAGGCUGGUGGCGCGGGCGCAGUCGGCAGAGCAAGUAGCUCAGGUCCAAGGGAACCAGUUGCAAACUGCAGUGUUGGGCUUGAGAAGAACCCAUUCUCCUUGGCCUGCAGGCCUGUCGCUCCGGUUGCCGUCCGAGCUGGAAUGGUAGAGAACGGUCUGGCACUCAGGGAAACCCGGGUAACUGCCUUGAAAGCACGAUCACUUUGGCCGCUGUAUUUGGAACAAGUCGGGGUGGACACGCACGUUUCAAGGUGCCGGGGUUUCCUGCAAGGCCAAACGCUGAGAAACGUCAGAAAUGCGGCCGUGGGCCCGAGGGCCGUUCCCGGAAAGCGGCCGCUGCGUAGGCCGAGGGCUCUCUGGACGCGGUCCGUGCUGGGGCUCCCGGGCCGCCGGGGAGGCGGAGCAGCGAGCGGACUCGAAGUCGUGCGCGCGGGCGGCGAGGGGGCGCUGUGGCCCGCCGCUGCGGCCUCGUCCCUGCAGCAGUGGCCCGGGCGCUGUCCCCGGCCGCCGACGGGCGGCAGGCGCCCCUGCCCUGGCGCGACCUACCUCUUCCCAGGUCGCUUUAAUUCGGGGAAGAAGGAAAAUUAUGCUAGCGCAUUUCAAUAAAACCUACGUCGGACACGACCUUUUCCUCAUUCUGUUUUAUUAACCUGGACUUCGGUGGCGUUUGUACGAAUUUGGUGGGAAAAUAGCUACCGCUUUUGGAGUGUGUCAUUUUUAUUUUUUUGUCAAUUAAGAUUAAAUGUACGCCUUUUACCUGGGUUCCCCUUAAUGGAGGAACAUUUACAGUGUAAGGAGUUUCACUGUAUGGAAGCAUAUUCCUAAUCAGGAGUCCCGAGCCUCCCAGGACUUCCUGGCGGGACUGCGGAGGGAGUGACAGCGAGAAAGAGAAA